Messenger RNA from Elgaria multicarinata webbii, 1831 nucleotides. It is a transcript of the gene SRSF12, whose product is annotated as serine and arginine rich splicing factor 12. Gene Ontology annotation, biological process: positive regulation of mRNA splicing, via spliceosome. Gene Ontology annotation, cellular component: spliceosomal complex. Bases 710 to 1306 code for a protein of 198 amino acids. The record is from RefSeq and is a predicted model, not a curated record. Gene Ontology annotation, molecular function: RNA binding. The transcript is spliced from 5 exons. NCBI's taxonomy places the organism in Eukaryota, Metazoa, Chordata, Lepidosauria, Squamata, Anguidae.
UCCGCCAUCGCCUCCAUCUCAAGCUCCACGGCGCUUCGCUCUGCCCUCUUCGGUCCCGCCGUUUUUCCGUCUCUGUGGUGAGACUUCGUGGGCCCCGGCGCCAUGUCCCGCUAUACGCGGCCUCCCAACACCUCGCUCUUCGUCAGGAACGUGGCGGACGCCACUAGGCCUGAGGAUUUGCGCCGUGAAUUUGGUCGGUAUGGCCCUGUAGUUGACGUAUACAUUCCGCUUGACUUCUACACAAGACGCCCAAGAGGAUUUGCUUAUAUACAAUAUCCUUUAUGUCACUGUAUUUUUAAUUGAGGUGCAUUGUUGUUAUUGCGUCCUAACUUAAUGUAUUUAUUUCUUUGUCUCAGAAAAUGUAAAGCAGUCCACAGUGGCUGGCAAGCACCCCAAAGUUUGAAUGAACCUGGUUAGAUAGAGUCCAAGCAGGCAAGCCAAAAGACACCUUAAAGUUCAAGCUCCAAGGAAUAAAGAGGGAGGGUGGAAAAAGAUAAAAAGAAAACUGGAAGAGGGCAAGUCCUUUUUCAAGGAAAAGACAAAGCCACAACACCAAGUUAAGGCUUCGGCUUUCCGACAUUUGCUCGAGUUCCAAAGUCAAAGCCAAGUCUGAUUUGGUUGGUUCUACGGCCCUUGUCAAGUCCAUCUAGCAAGCCCUAAAGAGUAAAGGUCAAGAUCAAGUGACAUGGAGCGUCCUUAACAGACAGUCAUGUUUGAAGAUGUUCGUGAUGCAGAAGAUGCUCUUUAUAACCUCAAUAGAAAGUGGGUAUGUGGCCGGCAAAUUGAAAUACAGUUUGCACAAGGUGAUCGCAAAACACCAGGUCAGAUGAAAUCGAAAGAGCGUCGCCAGUGUUCUCCAGUGGACUACAGAAGGUCAAGAAGCCACAGCCGAAGAAGGACACGUAGCAGAAGUUCUUCAUGGGGCUGGAGCAGGAGACACUCUGACAGUUUUAAAGAGUCAAGACGUGGACGACAUUCUUACAGCCAGUCUAAGUCCCGCUCAAAAUCUCUUCCAAGGCAUUCCAGUUCACCAAGACGGUCGGUCACACCCCAAAGAAAUUCUAGUUCUAGGGGAAGGUCACAAUCACCCCAGAGAAGUUCAAAAUACGUUGAAAAAUCGCCAUCUAGUUCCCAUCGAAGACGUUCCAGUUCAAGAACAAAGUCACGAUCGCAUCCAAAACGCUCAGGUUCGGCUACUAGAUCUCUGUCUAAAUCUCCACGGAAACAUACAAAUUCCAAUUCUCGCUCACACUCUAGGAGUUUUUAUCAAAGAAAUAGUAACCAGUCAGUAUCUGAAGAAGAUUAGUGCAUCUGUUUCUUUAGUACAGUUUUUACGAGCACAAAAUAAGAACAAAACUUGUCCAAAGCUUAUCUGAAAUGUAAAGUAAUUGAUUAAUAAGAGAUCUUGCUGUGUUGUCCUUUUGGUCGAUGCUUAAAUGUUCAGAAUUCUUUUAAGACUUCUGUUUUAUUUUAUUUUAAAAAAUAUAGUCUAGUCCAACUCCCCUUACUUAAAGCCCAAUAAUGCUUGAUCCUAAGAUCCCUGCAUCCAUGCAAGCUGGUACCUUUCUAUGCACUAAUAUAGCUUAGGCUGGUACUGCACCAAAUUGUUUUCUAUUGUCAUUAGCCCCUUGCUCCAAAUCCUUGGUGCUGCCACAGCCUAAUGCCAGUGCAUGGGCUAGAAGCUGUACAUGGGUCUUUGCCCAUGUUUAAGGGGGUAGGAGGAGCCAUCCAGCUAUGUCCUGCUUAUAUCUCAUAGAAUACUUUUGUAGUUGUUGCAGUACAAGCAAGGCUUGUGCUGAAAAUGUACACCUGGGAUAGGACUGAACUGCCC